Molecule: messenger RNA, 5523 nt
Organism: Carlito syrichta (Philippine tarsier)
Lineage: Eukaryota; Metazoa; Chordata; Mammalia; Primates; Tarsiidae
Gene: ABR
Product: active BCR-related
Exons: 23
Coding region: 293-2965 (890 amino acids)
Biological process (GO): intracellular signal transduction; positive regulation of GTPase activity
Cellular component (GO): membrane
Molecular function (GO): guanyl-nucleotide exchange factor activity; GTPase activator activity
Source: RefSeq, a predicted model, not a curated record
UAUAAAAAGCAAAAUGGUGACUCAGAGAGGAGAGUUGGAAGCGUCCUGCCUCCUGCUCCCACUGUUAAUUUUUAGACUUGGAAUUAGGCAGAAGGCAAAGGAAACAGCAGCACGAAAUACGCGACUGACAUGCUAUUAAGCGGGUGGCAACAGCAGAGCCGCGCCUCCCCGACUCCCAGCAGCCUCUGAACGUGCAGAGCCAGUGCCUGCUGGCUCUCCCCGGCCCCCCCGUCAGGCCCCUGGCCCCGUGCAGCCCCUGCCUGGGCCGGGCGUGGAUGGUGCGGCCGGGGUCAUGGCAGCUGGGGGCCGCCGCCGGCGCCCACUGCGCUACCAGUCCCUGGCAGCCCUGGUGGAGGACUCUCAGUGGCCUUUCUUGUUCCUUGUCGCAGACUUCAGCUACGGGGCAGACGACGACGACGGAGAAGGGAAUGAGGAGCAGAAGGGGCCCCCGGAGGGCUCCGAGACCAUGCCGUACAUCGACGAGUCGCCCACCAUGUCCCCCCAGCUCAGCGCCCGCAGCCAGGGUGGCGGGGACAGCACCUCCCCCACCCCACCCGAGGGGCAGGCACCUGGGGUGGAAGCAGGGAAAGGCCUGGAGAUGAGAAAGCUGGUUCUCUCGGGGUUCCUGGCCAGCGAAGAGAUCUACAUUAACCAGCUGGAAGCGUUGUUGCUGCCCAUGAAACCCCUGAAGGCCACAGCCACCACCUCCCAGCCUGUCCUCACCAUCCAGCAGAUCGAGACUAUCUUCUACAAGAUCCAAGACAUCUAUGAGAUCCACAAGGAGUUCUAUGACAACCUCUGCCCCAAGGUGCAGCAGUGGGACAGCCAAGUCACCAUGGGCCACCUCUUCCAGAAGCUGGCCAGCCAGCUUGGUGUGUACAAAGCUUUUGUGGAUAACUAUAAAGUCGCUCUGGAGACAGCUGAGAAGUGCAGCCAGUCCAACAACCAGUUCCAGAAGAUCUCAGAGGAACUCAAAGUGAAAGGUCCCAAGGACUCCAAGGACAGCCACACGUCAGUCACCAUGGAAGCUCUACUGUACAAACCCAUUGACCGCGUCACUCGGAGCACCCUGGUCCUACAUGACCUGCUGAAGCACACCCCUGUGGACCACCCCGACUACCCGCUGCUCCAGGAUGCCCUCCGCAUCUCCCAGAACUUCCUGUCCAGCAUCAAUGAGGACAUCGAUCCCCGCCGGACUGCAGUCACAACCCCCAAGGGGGAGACGCGGCAGCUGGUGAAGGAUGGCUUCCUGGUAGAAGUGUCAGAGAGCUCCCGGAAGCUGCGGCAUGUCUUCCUCUUUACAGAUGUCCUGCUGUGUGCCAAGCUGAAGAAAACCUCUGCGGGGAAGCACCAGCAAUAUGACUGUAAGUGGUACAUCCCCCUGGCCGACUUAGUGUUUCCAUCCCCUGAGGAGUCUGAGGCCAGCCCCCAGGUGCACCCCUUCCCAGACCAUGAGUUGGAGGACAUGAAAAUGAAGAUCUCUGCUCUCAAGAGUGAAAUCCAGAAGGAGAAAGCCAAUAAAGGGCAGAGCCGGGCCGUCGAGCGCCUGAAAAAGAAGAUGUUUGAGAAUGAGUUCUUGCUGCUACUCAAUUCCCCCACAAUCCCGUUUCGGAUCCACAAUCGGAAUGGAAAGAGCUACCUGUUCCUACUGUCCUCGGACUAUGAGAGGUCAGAGUGGAGAGAAGCAAUUCAGAAACUACAGAAGAAGGAUCUCCAGGCCUUUGUCCUGAGCUCAGUGGAGCUCCAGGUGCUCACGGGAUCCUGUUUCAAGCUUAGAACUGUACACAACAUUCCUGUCACCAGCAAUAAAGAUGAUGACGAGUCUCCAGGACUCUACGGCUUCCUUCAUGUCAUUGUCCACUCUGCAAAGGGGUUUAAGCAAUCAGCCAACCUGUACUGUACCCUGGAGGUGGAUUCCUUUGGCUAUUUUGUCAGCAAAGCCAAAACCAGGGUGUUCCGGGACACGACAGAGCCCAAGUGGGAUGAGGAGUUCGAGAUAGAACUGGAGGGCUCUCAGUCCCUGAGGAUCCUGUGCUACGAGAAGUGCUACGACAAGACCAAGGUCAACAAGGACAACAAUGAGAUCGUGGACAAGAUCAUGGGCAAAGGGCAGAUCCAGCUGGAUCCUCAAACCGUAGAAACCAAGAACUGGCACACAGACGUGAUUGAGAUGAAUGGGAUCAAAGUGGAAUUCUCCAUGAAAUUCACCAGCCGAGAUAUGAGCCUGAAGAGGACCCCGUCCAAAAAGCAGACCGGCGUCUUUGGUGUGAAGAUCAGCGUAGUGACUAAGCGGGAGCGCUCCAAGGUGCCCUACAUCGUCCGGCAGUGUGUGGAGGAGGUGGAGAAGAGGGGCAUCGAGGAGGUCGGCAUCUACCGGAUAUCCGGGGUGGCCACGGACAUCCAGGCGCUGAAGGCCGUCUUCGACGCCAGUGAGAAACUGAAGAAGCUCAGAGAGGCCAAGUCACUUGCCCAGGAUUGUCCAGCUUAUAACAAGGACAUCCUGCUGAUGCUGAGCGACAUGGACAUCAAUGCCAUUGCCGGCACCCUCAAGCUCUACUUCCGGGAACUGCCCGAGCCCCUCCUCACAGACCGACUUUAUCCAGCUUUCAUGGAGGGCAUCGCUCUGUCGGACCCUGCUGCCAAGGAAAACUGCAUGAUGCACCUGCUCCGCUCCCUGCCCGACCCCAACCUCAUCACCUUCCUCUUCCUGCUGGAACACUUGAAAAGGGUUGCUGAGAAGGAGCCCAUCAACAAAAUGUCACUUCACAACCUGGCGACCGUGUUUGGCCCCACAUUACUGAGACCUUCAGAAGUGGAGAGCAAAGCACACCUCACGUCGGCCGCAGACAUCUGGUCCCAUGAUGUCAUGGCACAGGUCCAGGUCCUCCUCUACUACCUGCAGCACCCCCCCAUUUCCUUCGCAGAACUGAAGCGGAACACACUGUACUUCUCCACCGACGUGUAGCCCGAGGCAGGGUGGCUGCAGGGGGGUGGCCAGAGCCAGCCUCUCCAGCCGGGCCCAACUCAGACUUGAAAGACUGCAACAGAAAACUCCCAGACCCAGCACUCCAGACUCUAGGGAAGCGGACUUCCAAGAACUGGAAUGUGUGCAUCUUUUGUGCCACCUUGUACAAAGCCAGCUGACCAGCCCCCAGCCUCACCGCCACGCCCCGGGCUCCAGCCCUCCGUACCUCUAGUUGUGUCUAAUGCUCCGUGCUGUUCGGGAAUUGUUUUAUGUAUAUUUGUCAUGCAGAAAAGGUAGUGACCGACCUGGUGUGGGCACACAGACAGCCUGCUUUGUUUGUUCAUUUCCGCCAACACUCUCUUCCUCCCGAGUCCAGUCCAAGGGCUUUUAUUUUGCGCUGUGUGACUGCCACCAGCUCCUCUCUUGGCCCUGCUCCCAGAUCGCAGUCUCCCCUGGGUUCUCCUCCACCCUCUCCUCCUUCCCAGCCUGCCCACAUGCAUGUGCAGCCUCGGUUUUCGCUCCGUCACCUUGAAAGCUCUGAAGAGGCCCCAGGUGGUGGCAGCAGGCCUGUCUCAUACAAGCCGUUCGCUGCCCCACCCUCUCCGUGCCCUCCACCUGUGGAAGCACACCUGCUUUGCCUUGCUGCCUGUGCAAAUGUUGGACAAGGAGACAGACUCGCGCUAAGCCUCAGCUUACACAGAGCUGGAGAGCUCAUUUCUGGAAUUUGCCAUUUGAGAAUCUCCAUUUCUGGGAUUUACCUGCUCUGUCUCCUACCUACCAGUGAGGCAUCUUUGACUGUUUCUUCUACUGCUUUUCAGUUCCUUUUCCCCUGGUGUUCUAAUUCCUUUGAGUGUAAGGCUCACAAGUGACCUACUGCCAAGAUAGCCAGACAGGUCAGGAGAGAACCAGGAGGGAGGAGGGAGUCAGGCUGCUGAGGAGACACGACACGCUGAACAGGCAGAGGAGUGGCACACAGCACUGGAGUCCUGAGUCAUGGGGAAGCAGCUCUUAGUGGCAAGGAGUUGUGGUGGCUUUUCGAGCAGAGCCAGGCUUCCUGGAGGGCCACUGAUGAGGCUGAAGCAGGUGCCCAGAAGAAAGCAGGCUCCAGCCAGAGCCCCAGCACCUCAGGACCUCGUGGCACCCUUGCCUUAGAUUUCACACGCUCUCCACCACAGCCACGCACUGCCACGGGGCAGUUGCCCUGGGCACUCCAGGACCUGGGAAGGAAAGGCACAACCCAGCAGUAGCCGGCCUUCAUGGUGCUGCCCUCAGCCCUGCCCCUGGCUUCUGGACGCAGCCUUUUGGGUGAACUCUGGGACACCCCAGAAGUCGGGAGAGGAUGAGGAAUCACAGGCACCUGCCUCUCUUGGGACUGGCUCUUGCUGGGGGCUCUCCUUGUGGUUGCUGUACUCCAGACUGUGCAUCAGCAGGUUCCACUCACAGCGUGACAACCCACUCUCAGUGCUGGGGAGGAGUGAGAUGUAUUCCCAGAGUGCAGUUUCCCAGCAGAGCAGCAGCUGCUAGCCUGCCGGCAAUCAGCCUAAGGGAGCAGACACUCCCAGCUCCAGGCUCUUGUAAGUGGCAGAGUAGAUUCUAGAGCCUCAGGACUGGGGAGAACAACUCCCAUUGCUUGUGCUCAGGGCUAUGUCUUAGAGAAGAAGGGUUUGCUGACCCUAGAGCUGUAGCACCUGCUCAGUGAGAGACAGGGCCCUUUUUGAUCCUGUUUACACCUGUUGCCUUCGGUGGAAUGGUACAUAUUCCGUGCAUGUCGGAGGGAAGAAAUGCCUAAGAGGAAGGAAACUGACUACCUGCCUGUCAGCAGCUUAGCAAGGAGCCCUGCUCCCUGGGACAGGUAGUAAAUGAAAAGGAAAGCCACUUGAGUCUAAAGAUCCAGCGUCUGACCACUCCUGAAGUCUCUGCUUGGCAGCUGAGUGUUGGUAUGUGGCUUGGAAGGCUCUUGCUCACUUCCAAAGCAUGGACAGUAAUGAGUCAGGCCCAGCUAGAGCUGGUGACAGCCCAACUGGGCCCCUCCCACCUCCCAAACAAGGAGCGUUUGUUUCUCAGCAUCAGGGAGCCCUGCAGCCCCAAGCUUGCUUAGGCAAUGCGAGAAGGGGAGAAAGGCCAGAAGGGCCCAGAAAUGCGAAAGGCUCAUAUUUAUAAAUUCCACCCCAGAGUGGGGAGGGUCAGGCGACGGACCUGGACAAAGCUGCACCAAGGAAAUGCCCAGCAGGUUCUCCUGACAGGCACUGUGCAGCCCAGAACCCCCAGUCACUUGUGCCCAGCAGGAUGGGCUGUGCCAACAGGAGCCCAGAGCCAGGCUAUGGGAAUCGCAGGCACGCCUGUCCUUGCUGGGCCAUGACUCACGGCUGCUAGUUUUUGCUGAUACAGGUAGGAUGGAACCCUUCAUUAAUAUUUGAAUUUAAUAAGUUGGUAAGGAUAUAUUUUUUUUGUCUACGUUCUGUUUCAACUUAAUGUAGAUUAUUAUAAAUUGAUGUAAACCAUGUGAGAGGAAAAUGUUAAUAAAAAAAUGCAAAGCCCCAACAUUUGCACAAAACUCA